Messenger RNA from Aspergillus alliaceus, 1356 nucleotides. RefSeq names its product FAD-binding oxidoreductase. NCBI's taxonomy places the organism in Eukaryota, Fungi, Ascomycota, Eurotiomycetes, Eurotiales, Aspergillaceae. The transcript is spliced from 3 exons. The record is from RefSeq and is a predicted model, not a curated record. The coding region runs from base 1 to 1356 and encodes 451 amino acids. Gene Ontology annotation, molecular function: FAD binding; oxidoreductase activity.
AUGCAUAUACUCUGGCGGGAGUCUGCAGACGUAGUAGCCUACGAAACUGCACGUCUCAGUCGGGUCUUCAACAGACGUUGCCCUGAUCGGUUUCCACGAGCGGUAGUGAAGCCAACCAAUGAGAGUGAUAUAAUCACUGCAAUCAGGCUAGCAGUGCAGCGGAAUUACCGUAUUGCUGUUCGGGCUGGCGGACAUUCCUUUCCUGUGUGGAGUGUUCAUGACCAUUCCAUUCUGCUUGACCUAGGUGCCUUUAGGGUAUUGGAAGUCGACCAAGGAACUCGUACUGCAAAGGUUUCACCUAGUAUUACAAGCAAAGAGCUCAAUGACUUUCUAAUCGAUAAGCAUGGGUUGAUGUUCCACGGGGGUCAUUGCCCCGACGUUGGUCUCGGUGGGUUCUUACUGCAAGGUGGAAUGGGUUGGAAUUGUCGGAAUUGGGGCUGGGCGUGUGAAAGCGUCGAAGCAGUAGAGGUAGUUACCGUGCAAGGACAGUUGCUCGUUUGCAACGCCCAACAGAAUGCUGAGCUAUAUUGGGCCGCUCGAGGCGCGGGACCAGCAUUUCCUGGAGUCGUGACCAAAUUUCACCUGCGAUUAAUGCCAUACCCGAGAAAUGGGUUCCGAUCAUCGGGUUACAUUUAUCCGCGCAGUUGCUACCGAGACGCAUUUUCCUGGGUACUUGAGAUGGCCCCUACGUUAGACAAUGACACCGAGAUCACAGUAUGCACCCGUUAUCCCGAAGACCAAGAAGAAGUAUGUGUCUCUAUCCAUUUCGUCUCUAUGAAGGCAACGGCCGAGGAGGCUGAAGCAGCUCUACGCCCUAUACACACACACAAAUCCCGACCUUCGGGAUCGCUUAGUGAGUGGUAUUGCCGAGAAGAUAGUCUAGGGAAUCUGUAUGUGAAACAGGCAAAAGCAAACCCAAAGGGACAUCGGUACCAUACGGAUAACGCAUACAUCCACAAUGAUGCCGAUGUGGUUUCGGUGUUAGAAGAAGCUUUUUUGGAACUCCCUCGUGGGAAAUCGUUCGCAUUCUGGACCGCUAUGAACCCAUGGAGCAGACGCGAGCUACCUGACAUGGCAUUGAGUAUGCGGUCUGAUCAUUAUUUCGCAAUUUAUACAGUGUGGGAUGAUGCCAAGGAUGAUAAGACAUGCCAGUCCUGGGUGCGGAAGGUCAUGAAAGAUAUUGAUAAUCAUUCGGUAGGUACGUAUCUAGGAGAUUCGGACCUUCAAAAGGAGAAUGCGCGUUACUGGGCCAGUGACAAUACCAGACGCUUGAUAGAGAUAUGUGAGGAGUGGGAUCCUAAGGGCAUUAUGUGUCGGUAUCAGCCUGACUGGACGAAGCUCGAAGUUAGGAACUAG